Molecule: messenger RNA, 507 nt
Organism: Stylonychia lemnae
Lineage: Eukaryota; Ciliophora; Spirotrichea; Sporadotrichida; Oxytrichidae
Source: the annotation of a GenBank genome assembly
AUGGUUGAUAUAUCUGAAUAGCUACUUACUUUACUCGAGAAUGAUCUUUCAAAGGACUAAGUAAAAGUAAAAAUACUUGAACAUAAAUCUUGCAUUUAACACUAAAGAACCUACAAAAUUAAAGUCAAAUUUAAUUGUGAUCAUUGUUUGCAUAGCUGGACUUCUGCUCAAGAUCAAAUAAUAUUCUAUUACUAUCUUAAUAAGAAUUCUCGUGUACUUGAGUAUAAUGCGGAGACCUUUAGAUAGUAAUGCACUUAAUGUAAGAAGUAUUAGAUUCCAGACAUUUACACUGAAGAACUCAUAAGAGUUUCUGAAUGGUUUUCAAAAGCUAUGAUUGAUAUUCUUUUUGGAAUAAAAAAGACUCUUAAAGGCAAGCCUAAGGAAUCAAAUAUGCAGGAUCAUCAUAAGAAAGAGUUAUGCGAAGCUUGUAAGCUAGGUAAAUGCGGAAUAUAGAAUGAAAAAGAUCAAUUAAAGAAAUUAUUUGGGAAAUUGAGCUUGGGUUAAUGA